CGAUCACCGGAUGAAAGUGGAGGAAGCCGCCGGGCUGAUAACGACGAACGCCGAGGAAAUGGUGGACGCGAUCGAAAACAACGAGAACGUGGUAGAAGUUAUAGUGAAUCUCAGGAACAAGCUACGGACGACAGUCCUGAGAAAAGACUAUCGACUCUUUUAAUCAUUUUGGGUGAUAAAAUGACUCCCCAAGAAAUACAUAAGAAUAUUGAAAAAAUUGCCGAAAUUGUUCAAACUGAGUAUUCUAAAUAUGAGCCUCUCGUAUUGAAGACAAUAAAAAAUUGCCUCAUGGAAUUACCAAUGAAAACAUUUAUAUAUGGUACCCUCGUUGGUCUUGUGAAUGUCAAACGACCUGAUAUCGGCUCUGCAAUAGUAAAAAUGACAGCACAAACGCUACAGCAAUGUUUGAAUGAGGGAAAUUGGCGUGGGGCAAAAUUUGCAUUAAAAUUCUUUGCUGAAUUGACAAAUGCUAAUGUCAUAUUACCAAGAACCAUGCUAGACAUAUAUGAUGAUUUGUUAACUACACUUGAUGAGCCAAAUGUUAAGUUGGUAGCAUUGCAGCUUCGCGAAAGAAGUCCAGAAAUGUUGGACAGCAUACUAUCGAAAAUUGAACGAUAUUUCGAGUCUAGAGAUCGAGCUAUUGCAGAAAUUGGUGGUUCUGUUGUUCUUCAUUCCGUCAUGCCGUACAUAGGAUCCAAUUUACCAUAUGAUCAAGCUGAUCGUAAUGGCUGGGAGUGCCAAGUUCUUUUAAAACCUUGGUCAGAUUAUGAUAGUGUUUUAGUAACUUCAGACCAGCACGAAGUAGAUAAAUUCAUAGUUAAAGAACAUUCACACCAAUUAUGCAACACACUACCGGUUCCAUUGUUUAGGGUUUUUGUCGGUCUAGAAGAUGAGGCAAUAGUUGACUCCCAUAAAACGACGGACAUUUCAUAUUUUCUUAUUCGUGAUGCUAUUGAUGAUAUUAUUGAAAUAUAUGAGAUAAAUCGUAAAGAAUGCACAAAGUACUUAAAAGAUCUUGCGUAUAAUUUUGCAUCUGGCACGUUUGUUGAAAAAGACACUACUACUUCAAUAACAAAAUCCGAAACAAAAGUGAAAGAUGAGCUCGAUAUAAAAAUUGAGCCAAAUAUGGACACAUUUUCCAAUAAUUGGGGAGUUGAAGAUUCUAAAGAAGUUAACGCAAGUUCAAUUUCGAAUCAAGGAAUUGUGGGGUUUAAACUUGAGCAGAUAAUAGUUGAGGAGAUAUUUAGUCAUAUCUUUCGCUUACCGCAACCUAGAUUUAAGCCCAUAUUUUAUCACUCGCUUUUGACUGAAAUAUGCAAGAGCAUGCAUGAUUUUAUGGAUGUUGAAUGUUGCUACAGAUUUUGGAAUUGGUUUGCUCAUCACCUUAGUAACUUUGGAUUUGUGUGGAACUGGAAAGAUUGGGAGACAACUUUACAAUUGGACCCAUUGCAUCCAAAAGUAUGUUUCAUACGAGAAACUUUAGAAAAGACCAUACGUUAUAGUUAUUACGAUCGGAUCAGAUCUACAAUACCGGAAGAAUUUUUAGUUUUAUUUCCGACAGCUGAGCCAACUACGAAUUUUCGUUACGAAGAUCCCGAUCACUAUCUAAACAAUUUUGCGGCAAGCCUGAUAAGUAAGCUUCGAAACAAAAGCUCUAACAGUGAGAUACAGGCACAUCUGGAAGAGGUAGGCAAGAAUUUUCCUGACUUGCCCGCAAAAGAAAAAGAACAAGCAAUUCGUGAUUUGUUUGUACAAUGUGUGCUGAUGCUAGGCAGUAAGAGCUUUAGUCAUGUGUUAAACGUAAUCGAGAGGUAUUUACUGAUUCUGCAAUCUUUGAAUGAGACACCUGAGGCAAGAUUACAUACCGUAAAGAUAGUUGCAGAAUUCUGGGUGAAUAACACACAAUUCUUGGGAAUAUUACUCGAUAAAUUACUAAAUUAUCGUGUAAUCGAUGCCAUUUCUGUAAUAUCAUGGCUGUUCACGGAUGAGAUGGAAAAAGACAUUGCAAGAUCAUACAUGUGGGAAAUUAUGAAAAACACUAUUAACAAGGUUAUAUCACGUGUAAAGCAAGUAACAAGUAAAAGGGAAACGGUAUUAAACCCACAAUCGGAAGUUGGCGGUCAAGGGAUAGACAUUACAUCUGAAGAGGAUAAAAAGAUCAAUAAUCAGGAGUUGCACACAGUUGAGAAUACACUAAAUGCGGUUACCAGAGAACAGAAGGAAGUUUUAUUAAAGAUGGCUCAAAUGUUUGUUAACUUGCUCGAUAGUAAGUUGAAAACUUAUGAGAGUCAAGGAAUUACCGACCCUAUGUUACAAUUAUGGUUUUGGUGGGCAUAUGGAUUUUUCAAAGAAAUUGCAAGAACGGCAAGUUAUCAACCGCAAAUAUCGACAUUUCUUGUUACUAUGGAGACUAUAGUUAUUACACCGGACAUCAAUCCAUGUAUUCUGAAUGUGAUUGAAAUGGUAAAGGCGUUUGAGCAUAUGAGAAAUGCGACAAUUGAAAAUGACUUUUCGUAA
Molecule: messenger RNA, 2517 nt
Organism: Cetraspora pellucida
Lineage: Eukaryota; Fungi; Glomeromycota; Glomeromycetes; Diversisporales; Gigasporaceae
Source: the annotation of a GenBank genome assembly